GGUUUAAUUUUUUUAUCAUGAUUUAGUGUUUAAAUAUUUUAUAUUUAAAACGAAACAAUCAUUCGGUCAUUUAAAUCCAAAAUACAUUGGAGCAAAGAUUGAAUUGGAAGUAUUCUACCAACUGAACGCCGACCUACUAUCGAGAAGCCCAGUAGUGCCAUGCAGAUACACUCACGUACGGCGUUAUCACCGGACUAUUACCGUGUAUCACGCUUAUCAUCGCCGCCUCUAUCACCUGUCUGCCCUUUUCCGAACCCUGCAGGUUCGGAAGAGCGACUUUCACCCGCGCCAGUAUGCCCCGCGCCGCGAGCCGAACUCGACGCACGCGCAGAUGUCAGCGCCAUGACGGACGACCGCGCGCGAUCCGCGGAGGCCGACUUCCCGCGGCCGACCGCUACGGUCUCCUCCCUCAAAUCCGAGGAUUCCACGGAACAGUUGAUAUGCAAAACGCCACAAGAAAAAGUGAAAAAUGUUAAGAAAGAUAAACAGAGUGUUAGCUCGAAAAGUGUCGAAGCCGGUAGUGUUAAGGUUACGAAGAAGAAGUUGGUUGUAUUUUUAGGGUUGGGGCAGGUGAUUUUGGGUGCGCUUCUGGUGGGGGCGGGGGCGCUGGCGGUUGUGAAGGGGGCUGCGCUGUCCCGGGUGGGCGCCGGGCUGUGGGCGGGCUGCGUGGCCGUGGUGGCUGGCGUCGUCGGCGUGCUGGCCGGGAUUAAUGACUGCUAUGGUCUGAAUGGAGCCAACAACGGAAAUGGUCUCCUGACGGCGUUCCUGGCGUUGUCGCUGCUAUGCUUGGCGUGCGGCAACAGCGCGGCCGUUCUCGCCGCCACGGGCCUGCAGCGGGCUUCAUCCCGGGCUCUGCCGCCAACCGGGCCUCAUGCCAGCUUUCAGGAUGAAAUGGAAGCAUGGACGCCCGUCCUCACAAACAUCGCGGUUCUCAUUAUCGCCUCCGUCCACUGCCUUGUCUGCAUCGUCAGCAUCUACCACCUGUCCAAGCGCGUAUGCCCCUGCUUCCGGCCCAAGCAGGCCUACGACCACAACCAGUUCGACCCGGGCUUCAAGCCUUACGUGGUGCAUGUGGACGAGAAGAAAGAGAAAGGGGAUAGAGAGAGGGAGAGGGAGAAGGGACAUGAGCUGUGCAAGGAAUUGGAGAGCAAGCUUCAGGGAGAGUCGUUGAAAAAGAAAAAGGUCGAAUCCCCCGAGUUCGGCAGCGCUAACAGCAAGGAGAAGCUAGUUUCGCACUGGCUAGGUCGGCAGGCACCGUCUUUGGUACCCGCGGCGCCCGUGGCGCCCACACGAGGGCGCCGGGCGCGCGGCGUACGCAAAAGACCGCCGCAGUUGCUGCUGCUGCCCGCACAUCCCGCCAGCACGCUGGGCCGCAUGCCAGUGAGCGUGAUGGUGCCUCCGCGCUACGCCACAUUACCACUUCCUCCCGCACCUUACGCUGCCGCGCCGCUCUUCUACCCUGUACACGACGCGCGACUCCGACGACGACGCUCGCCUCGCGACCCGCGCGAGCGCAGGCGGCGUGAGCGAGACCGAGACAGCCAGCUGACUCGCUCACUCGAGCGCAUUCAUCGCAAGAGACGAGCUGAGCGCGACCGCGUCUCCGACGAGCAACUAAAGAGAACAUACACCGGGCUCGAUAGGGCAUACGCCGAGCAGUUCAUCGCCGUGUGCGACGAGAGCCGCCAGGCCGGCGGCGAGCAACACGACUCGCUGCCCAGCACCACUAGCGACUCCAGCCAAUCUCAUUCCCACAGAGAAUCCGUGUAGCGAGAACCAGUAGCACAACACGAGCACAAGUUUAUUGUUCGUUGCGUUGACGCCACAAGACGACAUAAUAUGUGAUGAACAUUGAAGUAAAACUUGAUGUGUGUCAGAAUCAGGUAUCUUAAUAUUAUUUUAGUACGGUAAUAAGAUGAGGUUUUCAAGUGUUGUAACAAAUGCGUUAGUGAGUGGUCGCUUUAUACUGACGACUUUUCAUUAUGGAAUCCUAGUUUUCCUAUAUAUAUUUUGUAUGCUGCGUAGAUGAUUUCAGUCAAAAGGGGAAUAUAAGAUAUACUUUUCGAUUGGUGUAUACGAUUAACGAUUAUCACCCGGUGUUGGGAUCGAUUAAAUAUCUAUAACAUUUUCUAUACCUUCUUACAAGGUAUCCUUUAAUUUCGUUAUUUAAUUAAUAUUAAAUUCGGCAUUUACGUGUCUUAUAGAGUUUCUGAUAAAUUUCGGUAUCCAUCAGAAAUCUCUACAAAAGAGGGUACGGUUUAAAUUUUGUGUCUCGAAAUUUCUAUUUGGCUUAUUAAAUCAUUUAUUUUUACAAUAUAUAUCAUGACGAAACUAAAAUUAAACCUAUGAAUUACCUAGGUAUUCGAGGCGCAAUAUUUACCUAUAUCGUUAAUUUAUGUAAUUCUCUUCGCGGUAACUUAAAGUUGUAAAUAACAGCCGAAUUGUGAAAAGUUAGAUCUGACAAAAAAUAAGUUGUAAUAUUGAUAAUUAUAACGACUCCAGUACUAAAAUCGUAUUCAUUUGGUUCACAAUACUAUUUAAAAAUUGAAAGAAUUUCAAAUUCGCGACAGGGUAAAAGUAUAUUUUUAAUGUUGUACUUAUUUUAGUAACUACCUACAUAGUUUAAAUUUUAACUUUUAAAUGUCUUUUGAAAUACUCGUUUAAUAAUUCUUAGACAUAUAAACAAGUUUAUAUACAUUGUUGUUUACCAUAUUUUUCCUCUGUCAAUUAACAGUAUGAAUACCUAAUUUUGUUGGGGAUUUUUUUUACUCGAAAUAACCCAGGCCCAAUUGCUCUUUUUGGAUCGUGACGUGACUUAUUAUUGUGAUUGUAUCUACGUGACGUGCCGAGGCCUGUUAUUCCUAAAAAAAUACGGUUUAUUAAUCCAUCUUUGAUACCUACUGCAAAUAAUUGUGUAAAGAAAAGGCCAAACAACUACAUUUUGUAAAAAAAAAUUGUACGGUGAUCUUGUUUAUUACAAGUUUUACUCUAUUUCUCAGAUUCGCCAUUUCAGGGAACAGAGGGGAAAUAUAUUUUUACUCGUAAUACCUUUACAGUGCCUUACAGGUUAUGGUUUUGUGAUGUCACGGUAAAAAUGGCAAUAUACCUAUAAACUAUCAUUAAAUGUACAAGAAUUAUUGUUAUACUCAUGAAUUAGAGUAAUCUGUACAAUACAUAUCAUACCAAACUAAACCCGAUAGCUUUAUGACUGUACAUAUAACGUUACUAACUACACAUAACUAAACUAUUAUACACGUUUAAUCUGUCAUCGUAGAAUAACCUUUAUAGUAGGUUUAUAUUCACUAGAAUCUUACGAGUUGAGCCCACUAGGUGAAAUUGAUAAUCAUCGAAAAUAAAAUAGGUAUGAGUGUCUAACACGUUCGAGAAAACUGGCGACUUUCCCGUGGGUUUGGGUACAUUUUAAUGAGGCGUUAAUCAUACAUUUUUGAGAUGUAAAAGUUGGAAAAUUCUUUUUUAAAAGUAUGGGAAUAAAAUUAGCCUUUAAUGUCCUUUUAUUUUAUGAUGUCCACAGAAAAGACGAAUAGCCUUAAGAUGAAAGUAUACCACGUAUCCGUUUUCUUCUUCUAUAAAUAUUUUCCAUUUUUCAUAAUUUUUUAGAAUGUUAUUGACACCAUGAAAAACUAGGAUUAGGUAUACGUUUUCCUUUUUUUUUUUUCAAAAUUUGCAAUACGUGAAAAAAAAUUUUUUUUUUAAAGCGAAACCUAUAUAUGAAGCAAUCGACAUCAAAAUCAAAGUGAUCUGUUAAGAUUUAGUUAGUGGAAACUGUUUUCUCCCGAAAUAGAAACUUUAUAGAAAAAGUACCGUCAUUUCGUUAGGACCGCAAAGCUAUUCUUCCCUCUCAUAACGCUAACUCAUAUAAAAGUUUUUGCCCAUGUACUCUCGCGGUCGAAACAUAUCGUACGUAUCGUAACGUACUUACUCGUACAUUAGGAACAAAGUGCAACUGUAAAUUCAAAAAAUAUUCUGCGAUGACAAAUUAUGUAUCCAUUGACGCACCACACUAACACACACACUAUGACAAAGAUCCUGUCUUAAAAUGAAGCAUUUUUGUCGUUUAUCGCUGCAGAUAUCGCUUUAUAAGUAAAACUAUCAUCCAUCACGUGUACCGUGUACCAAAAAGUUAUGCAAGUGCAAAAGUGAUGCAAUCUUAGUGACCUAUCAACAGCGGCCAACGAUACCUAUAUUUUAUGAACUAAUGAAUGCUGCUGGCUAUUAAAGCAUUUAUCAACGAAACUUUUAGGUAUAGCAUAAUACGUUUUUCUUAACCUUUUGAACGCUUUUGCGUCAUUAACACUGCGACUCCUGGACGUAGCUAAUGUAAACCUUACUUCUUCUUCUUUUAAAAUAUGGCUUCCAUCAAAUCUAUGAUGAUUUUCGGUAGUUGCUUUUAGCACAGAUCAUAUAAUCUUUUAGUAAAGAGAUAGCUGGACUUUACUAAAAGCCACGAUGGAUUGCCGGAUGUUGAUUAAAACAUGGUUAAACGCGUUUCAAGAUUAGUUUUUCAUUAACUGUACACUUCCACGAUAGUUCACUGCAUAAUAAGCUAUCAAUACUACACUUUGAACAACAUAAAUGAGCAAAACACAAAAAAAUAUUCUCGAGACGUCUUCGCCAUCUUGAAUCUCAACGACAACCCUAAACCUUACUUGAAAGUGGGUAAUUUUGACAGCGUCCACCAUAACGCCAUAACAGUUGUCACUGACGCUAGUGGCGCUGUGGGCACGAUUAGUAACGGCGACUUUGUUCUUAGCGUUCAAAAGGUUAGCCUUGCUAAAAUCAUGAUGGGAUCUCUGGCUCGAUUUACUAACAAGCGCACAAUACUUGUAAACUUGUGUUUAUUCGUCAAAAGUCUGUGUUAUACGAUACUUAUAAGUCUUAUUUAUCUAGCUCGUAGUUAAUCAUUGAUUGAUAGAGAUAUUUUUGAUUAAUAACUAAGACUAAAAUGCUAAUAUGACCGAUAAAGCCUUAAUUGCCACGUCCACCACGCAUUAAAGUACCUACAGAUCCAUUCUUUUUUGCCUGCGCUUGAAUUUAUGUUGUUUAACAUCGAUGAUCCAAUCUACAAGGUCUAAGGACCUAGAAAAGCAAAACAUUGUUGCUCUUAUUUACAUUAGAUCGCUUGCUGGCAGCCGUUUAAGCAGCUGCUAGAAAAGAGAUGUUUCAUCAAUUAGAUUACUUCUAAAUAUAGUUUCUCUUUUCAAUUCUUAAGGCGCGUUUGUACCUAGCUUAACUUUAUACUAAGUCAAACCAUCAUUUUCCACAAUCAACAACGCCCUGCUUUUAUCAUUGCUACUUAUACGAUACAAGUAUAUUUUCCUACUCCUCUACUGUUAUCUGUCAUUUAUGCAUUCAUUAACACGAAUAUAAGAACAUCCAUAAAAGAUUUCAAGAAAAGUCUAUAUUGUCUAUUCCUCAUAAAAGCUCUUGUGCUUUUAUACGCUAUAACGUUACUGCGAUUAAUGGCUACCAACCUAACAAAACCAAAACGAAUACGGUUUUAAACUAAGUGCAUUGAUGCCAACUUACAAAAUAUUCAUUUGGUUGCAUAGUAAAAAUAAUUACUUCAUAAGUCAGAAACACGCCUGUGACACCCGUAAUAUAGCAACACCCAUAGACUACGAAGACCGCUUAGCGUUGCUUGUUAGUCUCCGUAGGCUACGGUGGCCAAAAUUGAGAAAAAACUGUCCAAAAAAUUAAUUUAGCAAGUAGCAACUUAGCAAGUACCAGGGCCUCAUGAGUUACGAGGAGGUGUCGCCGACCGGCCGGCCGCGGCCCGGGGCGGGCCGGGCGCGUAACAAGGUAUGCUCGCGCGGCUUGGCUAUAUACUUUUGCUGUAAUUUGUUUACCUAAAUUAAGAUUUAUUUUUGUUGACUCGUAGGAAAAAUAUUGUAUGCAACGUUGUAUAAGUAGGUCAAAAAAUUCUCGUGGCGUAUUCCUUUACAAUGUUCGCCUACGCCUUCGGCUCCGGCUCACAAUGUAACUCACGCCACUCGCCUUUUUUGACCCUUCUUAUACAACUGUUGCAUAAAAUACUAUAGCUACCUUAUUCAAUUAAGAAUAUCUCUAUCAAUAAUUUUAAUGUUAUUUUGUAUAUUUCAACUGAAGUCCUAUGUACCUAAGCGGUGCCAAAUUGCACAGAGCAAUCGGUCUGUAUAUAGUGCGUCUAAAUUUGCUCAAUUCGUUUGCGUUUGCUCUAGAUUUUUACUCUUAUUUUUAAGGUUUAUUAAGUAUAAGUAUUUAGUAGCCUAAGGUCGGCUUGUAUUAUUGUUGACAUCUUCUGUCUCUUCCACUGAACAGAGCCCCUAGUGUACAUUUAUUCGAUAGCGAAACGUGACGUUACGCGUUUGCGUUAAGUGUCAUUUUGUAUGGGAUUUUGAGUUCCCAAAACGUCCCGCUUGGCACGCUGUUUCUAAAUCCCAUACAAAAUGAGACUUAACGCAAACGCGUAAGUCACGUUUCGCUUACGAAUAAAUUUACACUAGGGGUACAGGUCAUGAAAUAUCCACAAACGUAUGUAAUGACAUAAACUAAGUUUUCAGUUGAAUGGACUAUGACUCCUAGAAUAGACUUUAGCUGUAACUAUUGUAUAGAUUGUGUCAUUCGCGAAGACGCAUGCCUUGACUCGUAAUCUCAUGUUAUUUAAGGUUAGAUUUGACAAAUCUUCGCGUCGUAGUCGAUGACACGAACUUUAUUGACUUGACAUUAAAAAAGAAAGACAUAAGGUCGAUUUCUACUGCUCUCACGAUUUAGUUUUCUUAGGAAUACUCGCGGCUUGUUUGUGCUAGGGAUACUUAUUUUGUUGAUAAUACAAAAAGAACUCAUAAGUUUAAAGUUGUUUUACUGUUACCAUUAUUACUGUAUUUUAUUAUUACACUUACAUCUAAGAUUAGAUUUAGCCGUCUUGCAACUUGCAACCGGGAGAGUUUGUAAUAUUUUUAUGGUUCCGUAUUUCCCUUUGUACAGUCAGCGUCAAAUACUUUGUAGCAGUCAAAGUGGCCAAAUAGUUCGGUACACCAUACUAAAUAUAUGGUGUACCGAACUAUUUGGCUACUUUGGUUGCUACAAAGUAUUUGACGCUGACUGUACAAUAAUCUAACUUUCAAAUAAAAUUUUAUCGCCUUAACACUUAAAACAGUCUUCAGCUUUAUAACAUGUACUUGUAUAUUAUUAAGCAAUACUAUAUAGUUUAAGUACUAUUUUUAUUUUCAUUGUUUCAGAAUAAAAGUAGAGUUCUCGUAGAUUAUAUCUUUUUUCAAUAGAUAAGUAGAUUGUGUAAAUACUUUGUUAAGCAUAUGGUCUAUAUUUUUUAUACUAGUUAUUCCAGUACUUAUUUACCGCACAACGUAUAGAAGUGUCAACUGGAGUCAAAGUUAUAAUUAUUGUAUAAUUAAUUGAGAAUAAUUAAUAUUUAUUUAUAGGUACGAGAUUAUUUAAUUGGUUAUAUUGCCACGUGUAAAUCGACAUUAAUACAAAUUUGUAAUAAAUAUGGUUGUUUUAU
Messenger RNA from Cydia pomonella (codling moth), 7519 nucleotides. RefSeq lists its product as uncharacterized. The record is from RefSeq and is a predicted model, not a curated record. Bases 160 to 1770 code for a protein of 536 amino acids. NCBI's taxonomy places the organism in Eukaryota, Metazoa, Arthropoda, Insecta, Lepidoptera, Tortricidae. The transcript is spliced from 7 exons.